Messenger RNA from Histoplasma capsulatum G186AR, 1455 nucleotides. RefSeq lists its product as uncharacterized. The record is from RefSeq and is a predicted model, not a curated record. The coding region runs from base 1 to 1455 and encodes 484 amino acids. Gene Ontology annotation, molecular function: DNA binding. The transcript is spliced from 4 exons. Lineage: Eukaryota; Fungi; Ascomycota; Eurotiomycetes; Onygenales; Ajellomycetaceae.
AUGACGUCUAUCGCUUCUCUCCUCAACCCGGAGCCUGAAUCGAGAGAGAGAUAUCCCCAACAGCUCCCCACGCCGUCCCCCAGCCGCUUUGCAAGAGAGUACCGCCAGUCCCCCCCUCCAAGGCAGAAAAAACAGAAGAUAUCCAAAGAUGCCGCCGUCUUCACUCGGGGUAGAACGCGAGGAGAGUUGAGGUAUCCUCCUUGCGAGUAUCAGAAUCAAGAACUUGCUGAAGCGCAUAGAGAAUUUCAGAUCCAUCCUAUGGGCCAUAUCACGGAGUACCCAAGGCAUAUUCCAUACAAUAGCGAGAAGAAGUCGUUUUUAGAGAAGACAGGGCGGGAGAGUUUCGAAGUGUUUCAGUAUACGUUCAAGGUUCCUGGAGACGAGAAGACGUACACCGUUAUGUGGGACUACAAUAUCGGCCUCGUUCGAACUACCUCUUUAUUCCGAUGUAACAACUAUUCCAAAACGGCCCCGGCGAAAAUGCUAAACGCAAAUCCUGGUCUCCGCGAAAUCUGUCACAGCAUUACAGGGGGUGCGCUAGCGGCUCAAGGAUAUUGGAUGCCAUUCGAGGCCGCCAAGGCAGUUGCAGCUACUUUCUGUUGGAAGAUUCGCUACGCAUUGACACCUCUUUUCGGCAUCGACUUUCUAUCUAUAUGCAUACCUCCGGACGACCCGCGGUUUGGCAGGUGGGUGAUCGAACAGUCCAUCGUGUGCGACGCUACAAAUUCAGCUAGACAUUACCGGCUCCUUGAAGGACUUUCAAGCAAAAGUACGAACCAGCGGCGGAGUCCUGAUGAACCUUAUCCACGCUUGAAUUCUAACGCAGCUGGAUGGAGUAGGAAGGAACUACGGCCUAAACCUUCUCCCUUAGUGGGAGUAAGUUUCGGGGCAAAUGGGGAUAGGGAAUAUACCGCUGACACUGACGCUGGUGGUGCAUACUGCCUCUCACCGUCCAAAACACGGGAGAGCUUCUGCGCUCCGGCAAGUACACCACGUACGACGGGAACGGAUCAGUGCCGGAUACCUUCUCCUCGGGAAAUACUCUCUUCCCUUAACAACCGGCGGAACAAGGCUACAACGCCAGAAGACAUCCUGGAUACGGACGUUGACAUGGAGACGGAAUCGGAAUUGGGUGAUUCCGCAGAAAGCACGCCCACGGAGCAGGGAUUCCAAGGAGACUUGUAUCGGGAUACGGAUAACGAGAUCAAUUGUGAUAACGAUGCCAACGAUGACGUUGAGGUCGAAGUCACCCCUGAUCGUGGGCGUGAAGGUGAACGCGAAGCUUCACUGCCUAAGAUCACCUACAAUAAGAGGCACGAAGUUGACCGCGCUAAACGGCGUAGCUCGCCUUUACCACUUACAAACGACGCAAGAGCUGCGUAUAUGCUUAUGCGACUGCAUAUGCAGGAUGUGGUGGGUGUGGAUGAGAAGAAGAGGAGACGGGCUUCAGCGUAG